Molecule: messenger RNA, 1425 nt
Organism: Diaporthe amygdali
Lineage: Eukaryota; Fungi; Ascomycota; Sordariomycetes; Diaporthales; Diaporthaceae
Product: gtp-binding protein gtr1
Exons: 2
Coding region: 1-1425 (474 amino acids)
Biological process (GO): cellular response to starvation; regulation of autophagy; positive regulation of TOR signaling
Cellular component (GO): nucleus; fungal-type vacuole membrane; Gtr1-Gtr2 GTPase complex
Molecular function (GO): GTPase activity; GTP binding
Source: RefSeq, a predicted model, not a curated record
AUGGACUCCAACAGCCGCCUGGAGUUCCCAACGCUGGUGGAGGGCGUAAACCCUCUCACCAGCCGACUGCACCAGGAGGAGGAGCAGCAACAACAACAAAAAACAUCUUCGCCCUCGCCCUCAUCCUCGUCCUCAUCCUCGACCCUUGCGCCCUCCGUCGCCUCCUCGGAGGCAAUCUUCCCUUUCGAAAUGGACGCGCCCGCCCCCGCCGAGAUGGGCUCGGCCGUUGCUCCCGCUGUCGCCGCGGGCUCCUCGCUCUCUGCUCCCUCGGAGCAGCUUAAGAAGGCGAAGAAGAGGAAGGUCUUGCUGAUGGGCAAGAGCGGCUCUGGCAAGAGCAGUAUGAGAAGUAUAAUCUUCUCAAACUACCUUGCCGUCGACACCAGGCGCCUCGGCGCGACGAUCGACGUCGAUCUGUCGCACGUCAAGUUCCUCGGAAACCUGACGCUGAACCUGUGGGACUGCGGAGGCCAGGAGGCCUUCAUGGAGAACUACAUCAACCAGCAGCGCGCACACGUCUUCAGCCAUGUCGGCGUGCUCAUCUACGUCUUCGACAUCGAGAGUCGCGACGUCGAUCGGGAUCUCGCUACUUACGUGUCCAUCGUCUCCGCCCUCGCCCAGUACUCUCCCGCCGCAAAGGUCUUCGUCCUGGUCCACAAGAUGGACCUCAUCAUGCCGAACAUGAAGGAGUCGGUCUUCAACGAGCGCGUUCGGCUCGUCCGCAACAAGACCACUGAGGCCCUGCAGAACAUCGCCGGUCUGGUUGGUCCCGCUAGAGUCGACAUUCAGCCAUUUGCGACGUCCAUCUGGGACCAGUCUCUCUACAAGGCCUGGUCCUCCAUCAUCCACGACCUCAUCCCCAACCUCGCUGUCAUCGAGAAGGAGCUAGGCGCCCUUGGCCAGGCCAUCGAGGCCGAGGAGAUCUUCCUGUACGAGCGUACUUCCUUCCUUGUCGUCUCAACCUGGAAAUCAGAGGAGGCGCAGCGCAACCCGCACAAGGACCGUGAGGAGCGCCUGUCCAAUGUCAUGAAGACCUUCAAGAACAGACUCGCUGGCUGGAGCGGCACCUCGCGCAACUCGGACCAGUUCAAGGAGUUCCAGCUUAACCUUGGCACGCUCUUCAGCUUCGUCAUCAUGACCUUCACAACCAACACCUACAUCCAGCUGGUCCUGCCGCCGGGCGAGGCACGCCUCAACGCCGCGAAGCUAAACACACGCAUUGCAGCGUCGCAUUUCGAGCGGCUCGACGCGCCUCCCGCAAAGGAUGCUAAGGGCUCCGGCGCCGGUUCUGCUAAGGGCAGCGACUCUAAGGGACUCUCUGCGACCAUGAGCGGGCUGGACAUCAGCGGCGACGAGCAGGGACACGCUCAAGGUGACGGCGACUUUCAUGCGCAGCCUGGCGGCCCAUCUACUGCCCCUGCUGCCUGA